GUGUGGAGGCUCGCGGCGGCGGUGGCGGCAUGUGUAGCUGGGCAGGAGGCGACUCCGUUUGACCAGCAACCGAUUAUUGAUUAUUAUUUUUUUUCCCGCGAACAAGAAGAAGAAGAAGAAGAAGAAGAAGACGGGCCUUCAUCGCGGCGGCAGCGCGUCCGAGAGAAGCUCCUCUUUUGACAGCAGAGGGACAGAAUAAUGAGAAUAGUGGAUCUGGGCUCUGGUUGUAGGUACCUCGCGGCAGAAGCACUCCGAAAGAUUUGGACAUGAAGAAGGAUAUAGACACGCUGAUAGCAGAGGAACGGGCUGAAAUCAUCUCUAAAUAUGACACGGGCAGGCAGGAGGGUGUCAAGAUCGACCCAUGGGAGGAUGCUGACUACAGCAUUUAUAAAGUCACUGACCGCUUCGGCUUCCUGCAUGAGGAAGAACUGCCGACACCCAGCGCGCUUGAAGAGAAGCAAAAGCAGCAGGAGAUCGAGCGAGUGGAGAAAUGGCUGAAGAUGGUGAAGAAAUGGGAGAAGUACAGGAACAGCGAGAAGCUGGUCAAGCGUGUAUAUAAAGGCAUUCCUCUCCAGCUAAGAGGCCAGGCCUGGGCCUUGCUGUUGGACGUAGAGAAGGUUAAACAAGAUAACCAGGGAAAAUAUGAGAAAAUGAAGCAGCAGGCACGCAACUACUCCACCGAGAUCAAGCAGAUCGACUUGGACGUCAACAGAACCUUCAGGAACCACAUCAUGUUCAUGGACCGCUUUGGAGUCAAGCAGCAGGCCCUGUUCCACGUACUAGCAGCUUACUCCGUCUACAACACGGAGGUGAGCUACUGCCAGGGGAUGAGUCAGAUCGCUGCCAUCUUGCUCAUGUACCUGAACGAGGAAGAUGCCUUCUGGGCUCUGUCCCAGCUCCUCACCAACAGCAAACAUUCCAUGCACGGGUUCUUUAUCCCGGGGUUUCCCAAGUUGCAGCGCUUCCAGGCUCACCAUGAACUGAUUCUCUCCAAAAUGCUGCCCAAGCUGAAGAAACACCUGGACAAGGAGCAGAUGACAACGGGGAUUUACACCACCAAAUGGUUUCUCCAGUGCUUCAUUGACAGAACCCCCUUCACCCUCACCUUGCGUUUAUGGGACAUCUACAUACUGGAGGGGGAGAAGAUGCUAAGUGCUAUGGCGUACACAACCCUCAAGUUGCACAAAAAGCGUCUGCAGAAGCUCCAGCUGGAGGACCUGAGGGAGUUUCUUCAGGAGCAGCUCGAAGUUUCUUUCCUUCUGCCUGACGAUGUGGUGGUGGAGCAGCUACAGGCCGCGAUGUCUGAGCUACGCAGUAAAAAGCUGGACCAGCCUCCACCAGCCAAGUCAGAGGAGCUGCCAAAAAAGCCUCUGGGUCAAGAGAGACCAGUUCUUCUAAUGCCGCUGCAGCCUGACUCUCCUCUGGAGGUAAAAAUAAAUCUGCAGCCUCACAGCCAGCCAGAUACAGAGACCCAGCAACCAGAUGGCAUCUCUCCACAUCAGCCCUCUUCUCCCGCCGAAACCCAGGACUCACAAAGCCUCUCCAGGGCAAACACACCUAGUUUGCCUUCACCAGACCCAGUUGUGGUCCACACACAAGGAACGCCUUCUCCUCUGAGGCCUUGUAGAGCACCUCCGAUACCUCCAAAAGCAGACAAGCCCUGUGCUGACGUAGGCUUGGUCAGAGAUGUGAAGGAGUCACUCCCUGUGGUUGGCCAAGACGGGGAUAAGAAGCCCAGAAACCCCGAGACCCAGGAGGAGCCGCCUGUGGACUGGCCUCCGCCCUAUGAGCCCCCUUCUCUGGAUACUCUGCAGAUGGAGGAGGAAAUCAUGGACCUUCCAGAUCUUCCACCUCCACCUUUCUUUUUCCCUGAGCAGAGUGACCAAAGGGCUCUGGACAGGAAGUCUCCCUGCCUGAAUGCAAGGCCGAGCCCAGAACCCCAGCGAUACUCUCCUUCCCCCCGUUCAGCCUCACCACUCGUCACUCAAGUGAAGCAGUCUCCCAAACCAUGCCUGAAACCACCCACGUCUCUUGACCUUGCACAGAAAAAACCUCUUCCCCCUAAACCCUCCCCUCACCGUGCCUUCACAGCAUCCUCCUCUCCCAGACCUCCCCCGAAGCCGACCAAGUUCCCCGUCUCUCUGUACGUCCCGGUGUCGGCGGGGGACAGACGGCCCUCCAACACCUCCCAGUACGACAACCUGUCUGAGGCCGACGAGGACGACCGCUACCUGGAGAGGCUGCUGGGCUCCACUCCUGAGGAAACUACCAGCAUGCACAGCAACCCGCCGUAUGCCGUCGACGGAGACUACGACCCCGCUCUCUACCCUCUGCCUCCACCUCCCGUCUUCAUCCCUCCUUCCCCUUCUCCCAUUCCUCCCUCACUGUGUGCGCUCACCAGUUUGCCUCAGGAGCCAGAAUAUGAAGGAGAGGACAGCUGGGUGGAGGAUUCCAUCAUUCCCCCUCCUCCCCCCAGUUUUGCCGACAGACUCUCUCCCUUUCAGUGCGCCGCUGCCAGCUGUUCAGACACACACAGAGCCAUGUCGCCUGGUUACUCUAAGCCUUUCUCUCGGGGCCCCAGAGACCAUUCUGCCUUCCCAGCACCGCUGUUGUACACUGGGUCUCCCCCUGGUCACUCCAGGUCCUCAGGACAGUCACCAGUGGGGAUGCCCUUGGUUCAGUCCAGCCCAGACUUUUGCAGGAUGCCUCCAGGUGGACAGCAGCUGCCCAAAUCAGUGACUUUUUGAAGUGUUGUUCUUCAAAGCCAGUUGAGAAGAGAAAGGCCAGUAGCUACUCAAAGGUUUUUGUGCGUGUGUGACUUUUUUUUUUUUCAUGAAAUGUACAGAUUUCUGUGAUACUUGCGUCUUCUUUGUAAGGCCGGUAGUGUCAAACUUAUAUUUAAAACUGCUGGCUGUGUUACUGUUAGCUGCACAAAAAAGUGAGUGCAUUAACUCGCCUGCUCUUGUUACUACACGAGACCGCAUUGGGUUUUAAUUUGACGGACGGAAAUGCAAAAUUUACACAAGGUGCUUAUACCAGCUGCACAUUUCAACAUUGCUUCAUCUCCAGUUAGUCUCAUUGUGUUCCAACAAAGUGUCUUAACCUUGUAACAGUGCGCUGAGUGUUGCAACUCUUAACACAAGGGCUUUGCGGUCGCCAAGUAAGAUCAUCGUUGCAGCCAGAGCCUUUUACAUUUAUAGUGAACUGUGAGCAGGCUCACACAUCCUCACAGGACGUCAGAAACUGUUGGAAUAACUGCAACAUAUUUGGGUUAAUACUUGACAACAAAGGACCACUAAACCACGUUGCACUAAAGCAGUGCGUGCGCAAACUUUUUUUAAAGAAUUGCUAAAGUCGUAACCACCAGCAGCAGUGAAGAAUGGUGCAAUAUAUCCUCGGUGUAAAUACUGAAGCGAGUUUCUUCCACGUGUCCGGACAGCUUUUAUCCCCAUCCAGGUAGCAGCGGGUACUCUGUGGGUAUUUUGCUGCUUUUUUUUUUGUUUGUUUGUUUAAAUGUUUCUGUUAGGAUGCUGUCAGUGUUAUACCCGUUUCACAGCAAUACCGUAUCGUGUAUAUGUACAUGCAUGUAUCAAGGUUAAAUAAGACUUAAAUAAGGAUUCAAUGAAUGCAACAUAUCAGCACAGACUGUUUUACAGGAAAAGGAAGAAAAAAACAAACACUUUUUUUUUAUGAGAGUAGCUCCAUCUAGUGGUCAGAGGUGUUACACGGCGACACUUGCUGGAUUUACUCUCUAAAUGGAAGUCCUUACAUUUUAGCUUGCAUUUUGGUGACAAGACCUCUCAUAAGGAACCAGCUCUGCCCACAGAUAUUAGCUAUAUGCCUGUUUAUGAAUGUGCACAUAGUAAGAUAGACAUACAGCCCUGUAUCACACUGAUGAAGACUGUUACAGACCAGCGGAGGAAAGCAAAUGAAUCAAAAGCUAUAUUCAUUCACAGCCAUAUUUCAGAGCCAUUGCAGUGUAAUUUAAUUUAAUUGCUCCAAGCAAAUGUUCUUGAGAAAUGGAAGAUGAGCCAUAAUAUACUGUACAAGGACCUACUGUAUAGUCAAACAUGUUUAUACUGUUGUUUCUGUUAUAUAUGACAUUAUAUAUUGUGUCUAAACAUGAGUUUUGUUUUUUUGCACUGACAUUUGUCAUUAUAAACAGGUUUUGCAGUUCUCUGUAUUGUUUUUCUAAUGAAGUUGCAAGUUCGUGCUCAAACUUUGGUCUGGGUUUUUUUGUUUUUUAGCAUAGACUCAUGAUGAAGUACAUUCUUGCACAAGAACUUGGAUCUUGGCAUCCGCACAAGUAUGUCUGGCUCGCUGGAGUAUAUUUUGUCACGUGAUCUCGCCACCAAACUGUACAUCACUACUCCUUUUAUGGAACUGGCUGACAUCAGGGAGGGCUCAGACCAAAGCUUUGGUGCAUCUAUGCAACUAUGUGAGUUUUAUAAAGAGACAAACCGUG
Molecule: messenger RNA, 4465 nt
Organism: Stegastes partitus (bicolor damselfish)
Lineage: Eukaryota; Metazoa; Chordata; Actinopteri; Pomacentridae
Product: USP6 N-terminal-like protein
Exons: 14
Coding region: 267-2747 (826 amino acids)
Biological process (GO): regulation of GTPase activity
Molecular function (GO): GTPase activator activity; small GTPase binding
Source: RefSeq, a predicted model, not a curated record